GGGGCGGGUAGUGAUCGCUUCGCAUUCGUGUAGGGAGGACGACAUAUCGCCCUAUACAUUUUCAAUAUAUUUGCCUUUCAAUCGAUAAUCGCAAUAUUCAAUAAUGACCGGACGCGGCAAGGGUGGUAAAGGUCUCGGCAAGGGAGGCGCAAAACGUCAUCGCAAGGUGCUCCGCGAUAACAUUCAGGGAAUAACGAAACCCGCCAUCCGACGUCUGGCUCGACGAGGAGGGGUCAAGCGCAUCUCCGGUCUGAUUUACGAAGAGACGCGAGGAGUUCUCAAGGUCUUCCUGGAGAACGUCAUUCGCGACGCGGUCACCUACACGGAGCACGCCAAGCGGAAGACCGUCACCGCAAUGGACGUCGUAUACGCGUUGAAGAGACAGGGUCGCACGCUAUACGGCUUCGGCGGUUAAAUUCGACCAUCCCAGAGCGGACGUGGUGGGACAUUCGCAAAAAAAAAACGGUUCUUUUCAGAACCACCAAAAGAUUUUACAUGAGAAAAUUUGAGAAGGAGGCGUAACGGAAAUAAUAUUAAUUUAUCUCGCGACCCCAAUCCUCGGCGUGUCAGAGAUAAGUCUCGACGUUUAAUAAGGGCGAGUGUCGGUGACAAACUCCCCAUUUGAGACGCUGCGCUAUUCAGUAUAUUCCAUUAAACCGGAAAUUACCAUAUUUAUUUCGUUUGUUCAAUAAACGAUAACGCGAGAAACAGAAAAGUUAACCGGCGAAAUAGGUAAUCGCAGAUGCGAGUUACAUAAGCAAAAACGUGUUCUCUCUCUCUCGUACACAAGCCACCAUUAAAGAGUCGGAUGAUUAUAGAUAA
This is a messenger RNA of Photinus pyralis (common eastern firefly), 822 nucleotides long. Its product is annotated as histone H4. Gene Ontology annotation, molecular function: DNA binding; structural constituent of chromatin; protein heterodimerization activity. Gene Ontology annotation, cellular component: nucleosome. The transcript has a single exon. NCBI's taxonomy places the organism in Eukaryota, Metazoa, Arthropoda, Insecta, Coleoptera, Lampyridae. Bases 104 to 415 code for a protein of 103 amino acids. Gene Ontology annotation, biological process: nucleosome assembly. The record is from RefSeq and is a predicted model, not a curated record.